AUGUCGGCAGCAAGAAGAAUAAUAAUGAAAGAAUGGAAAGCUUUUGAAAACAAUGAACCUGAUUAUAUAUUUGCUGGACCAAUGAAGAAUGAUAUAUUCCAUUGGCAUGCAAUAAUUAUAGGUCCACCUGAUACGCCGUUUGCAGAUGGUAUAUUCAAUCUCGAUAUUAUUUAUUCUGAUAAAUAUCCAUUCAAACCCCCAAAAUGUACAAUGAAAACAAAAGUGUUUCAUCCAAAUAUUUCUUCAACUGGUAAGAUAUCUAUUAGCAUUUUAGAAGAUGACUGGCGUCCGGUAUUCACGAUUAAAAAGAUUUUACUUUCUAUAUCAUCCAUUCUUGAUACUCCUGUCAUGGACCAUCCUAUCAAUCGUAAAGCUGCGCGAUGUUUUAGAGGAAAUCGUAAUACAUAUAAUUCAAUUGUUCGAAAAUAUACAUCUAAAUAUGCCAAUGGAUCUUCUACUAAUAGUGAUAAUGAACAAGAUCUUCUUCCAGAGAUGUUACAUACAGAUACUGAUAGUGAAAAUGAGCAAGAUCUUCUUCCACAGAUGUUACAUUUAGAUACUGAUAGUAAAAAUGAGCAAGAUCUUCUUCCAAAGAUGUUACAUACAGAAACAAAUAAUUCUCUGUUUAAUUUUUUAUGUUUUAUUCUGUUUUUUUUGGCGAUAUUUGCUCUUCUUAUCUUUGAUUUUUAUAAAUUUUUUAAAUAA
Adineta steineri is the source of this 705-nucleotide messenger RNA. The record is from the annotation of a GenBank genome assembly. Lineage: Eukaryota; Metazoa; Rotifera; Eurotatoria; Adinetida; Adinetidae.